AUGCACGUGGCGGCGGUGGCAGCAGACGUGAUACUGCUUCUAAGCAUGGGGUGGACAUCAGAUUCUCUCUGCUCACCCACCGUCUUCUACAGAGACUGCUGGAUCCGGCGCUUCCCUGGUCUUCUCAUUGACCUGGAGGAGUCUCAGAAGCUGGGAGCCCAGUUCCUGAAGUAUUAUUCUGAAAGCACGGGCCAGAAGUGCAGUAGAAGUUGCUGUCUUAGGAAGGAUGUUUCCUGCAACGUGGCUGUCUUCUACCAUGAUCCUAUUCAUGACAAUAUCAACUGCCUCCAUAUUCAUUGCCCGACGCUGGAGAGCUGCAUAUUAGAGCCUGGAACCAGUGCCAUUUUGUACAACAUCACAGAUGGUAUAGAUCCAGAUUUGCUGGUUUUUGAACAAUCACUUCCUGCAUAUCUAAAUACCCGUUCUUCAUCUAAUAGGUGGGACAGACUAAGGAUUCUAAAAGCUAUGAGUUUAGAGAAACAACCGACCACCAUGAUAAACCAUAUGUUGCCAUCAAUAGAGGCUCCAUCAUCAACCACACAUCAAGAUUUGGUUGCAAACACAAACAGUACCCGUUAUUUCAACGAAUCAAUCACAGAUUUGGGGGCAAGAUUCAUUUCCCUGAAUGACUCCCUUACCACAAAGGUAAAUAUGAUGUCACCAAGUAUUGAUUUCAUCAACAAUUCAGAUAACAAGACUAUUUCUCCUUUCUUUGUGCCCAUAGACACAAAACUUUCUCAUAUGCCUAUUUUAUCCCAACUCAACAGUAGCAAACAAUUACUGAACAAAACCAAAGGGUACAACAGCAGAAACCACACAUCUGCAAAUGAAGACGAGACACUCGAUGGGGCGUCUAUGAUUUCAAAGACCUGGCUGGUUCCUGUGGCCCUUUGCACUUUGGUCAUCUUUCUUUGCUCUUGUUUAGUCAUUCUGGCUUCUGGGCGCUGUCAAAAGCAGCAGGGCCAGUAUAAACUAGGACAGAGAAAAUCAGGAUCCAGGCAAAUUAAGAAAUUUAAUUUUUGA
Molecule: messenger RNA, 1023 nt
Organism: Carlito syrichta (Philippine tarsier)
Lineage: Eukaryota; Metazoa; Chordata; Mammalia; Primates; Tarsiidae
Gene: MANSC4
Product: MANSC domain containing 4
Exons: 3
Coding region: 1-1023 (340 amino acids)
Source: RefSeq, a predicted model, not a curated record